CAGUCGUACGUCUACAUCGUCUGUGGAGUAUAAAUUAUAUAAUCAAAUAUUCUGGGGUCUUUGGGGAAGAGAUAUAUAAUAUAGGGGUCGGAGAAAUAAUAGACCGAGUAACAAAACAACCCAACGCCUCCAUCGGUCGUCUUUCACCCGAAAGUAUUCAACAAUAAUCAACAUCUAUCGCUCCAGCAUCAGAUUCUGUAUAUCAUGAGUCGUCCGCAGGGACCUCACAGACCCUUUUUCCCGUUCGGAAAUCCGUUCCGGAGGAUACUACCCAAUGGCUCAAACAUGUCUCAAAGGCUUCAUUCUUUGUUGAAAUCCUUCGAGGAGUCACUGGCUUUGAAGCUUAAAAACCUCAUUCCUGAAAGCAUAGAUGGCUUCAUCAGCUUAUCCUGGUUCCAGAAAGCUAUUGUCACACUUUCCGAAAUCCACGGAGACACGAAAGAACUCAUAACCGCGCUCGAAUUUCCUGUUUCAGAUUGGGACGAGAAGUGGAUCGACGUCUACCUGGAUAACAGCGUGAAAUUACUUGACAUUUGCACCGCUUUCAGCUCGGAGAUCACAAGGAUCAACCAAUCCAACCUGUUUCUCACGUGCGCCGUUCAUUACCUUGACGGCGGUGAAGAAGAGAAGCUUCCCCAGGCGUGUUUGUCGUUGCAAGAGUGGGGUCCGCGCAUUAGCGGUCAAAACCCUAGAUUGGGUCGUUGCUUUGACAUAUUGAACCGCCUGACGGAAAGUCUGAACUUGCCCAAGAUUAAAAGGUCCGAGAAAGGAAAAGUUUUGAUGCGAGCUAUGUACGGUGUACGGACUGCUACCAUUUUCGUCUGCAGUGUAUUUGCUGUUUCCUUCUCCGGGUGUGUGGAGAAGCUGAAGGAGUUGGAGAUCAGUGAGAGUUGUUACUUGUGGGCGGAUAAUUAUACCCAUCUCCAAGAUCUCAUUAACAAGGAAAUUAGGAAGGUAUAUUCCAGUGGCAACCAGGGGACGGCUUUGAGGGAACUUGAGGAUGUUCGUGUUAGUGUCGAGAAGUUAUGUCCCCUAAUUCGCGAUGGUGGCGGCGGCAGCAGCAUGUUUCGGGAGGAAACAUUGGGUUUGGCCGUGGCGGUGGGCAGGCUGUCCGAAGGACUUGAUGGUUUGGCAAAGGAAGUAGAUGGGUUCUUUCAGAUUGUUCUAACGGGACGUGAUGCUUUGCUUUGUAAUCUUAGAGUUGGGGAUGAGAAUGGAAGCCCGACGCAAGGGAAUACCAUCAAUGUAGAGCGGUCAACGUCGAGGUGACCUCUUAUCCUUGGUGCAUUUAUUUAAGAACGGAUGUAGUAUGUGUUACGGUUCUCCGUUACUGUGUUGGUAUGUGUCAGUGAUGUAAAAGUUGUCAUUUGUAGUUUGAUAGUAGUUAGUGUCCCAAUGUUUGAACUUUGAUGUAUGAGGUUAUCUAAAGUGACGCUUUGUUGAAGCUUGUUAUUACUGUUUGUAUAUAUUAUUAUUUUUUACUUGAUUAAAUGUUUUUGCAUCAUUUUGGAAGACUAGA
Molecule: messenger RNA, 1519 nt
Organism: Cuscuta epithymum
Lineage: Eukaryota; Viridiplantae; Streptophyta; Magnoliopsida; Solanales; Convolvulaceae
Source: the annotation of a GenBank genome assembly